CAGGAUGCUGCCUAGGUUUCUCUCCCCUUUGCACGCGGCAGAGGCGGGCACAGCGACCUUCUGCUCCUCCCAUCCCCCCUCAUUUCUUUCUUGCCCCGCUCCUGGGUCCUGCGAUUUGUGCCUCCAUACUAGGGCACCUCUCCAAGUGACACGCCCAGCUGGGGCACUCACCAACUGUGCCUCCCGACUCCACUACCCAGCCCCAGACGUUUGAGCAGCGGGCGGGGGGGGGGCAUCACUUCUCCAGCUCCCCCAGUCUUUAGCGGCCACAGCUGGAGCUGAGCUGCUCUCAGAUUCCAGCCGCUGGCCAACGGAGGACAAGGAGAGGCGGGGAAGGGGCUGGCACGUGCGUCCAAGGAGCGGGAUCGUUUUUCACCCCUCCCUUGCCUUCCCUUUCCUUCCCUCCCCUUCUGCAAUCGCCUCUUCUCCCCAGCGUUCCUGUCCCCUCCUCUUCUCUGGCCUCCCUACCAGUCCCCUCCCCUUGCUCUCUGAAGAGUUCCCGCUGCACCUUGCCAGGGAGUUUGGACGGAGCGUGCUCGCUCACUCAGGGAUGCUCCUAGCCAGACCCAGCCAAGAGUUCCAGGCUCUGUGAACUCUCUAAGGGACACUGCUGCCGCUGAGGCUGCCCUUGGCCUUGCCUUUGACCUGACUGGACGCUGAGCUCCCUUGGAUCCCAGAGUAAUUUUUCCAGUCCCACACCUUAGAGCAAGAUGGUUGUUCAAAAAUUCUUUGUGGCAUUGCUCCAAUGGGAUUUCAUCCAAAUGAUAAUUGCAUAUGAUGUGGCAUAUCAAAUCCCCCCAUGGAAUUUCAUGCUUUCCUGUUUGCCAUCAAACAAGAUUGCUGACUUCCAUUGGCCUUCUGGAUUCUCCAAGAACAGUUCUCUCUUCAGUGGAGAUGAUCAGGCUGCUGACACUAUCUUUAAUUCACGUGAUUCACACCCUUCAGAAUUUGCAUCCAAAGAAAGGUUCUACUGUUGCCUUUGGAGUGAACAUGAUAAAAAUUCUUCCAUGUGUGUGAACAGUACAGAAAGGAAGACAUUUGUUUCUCCCUCAGCACUCUCCCAAUCUUUUCAAGAAAAAGGUGUGAGCUGGAGCAUCAAAUGUUGGGUCAGAGGGGACUUAAAGAUACUCAUCUGUAAUUUUGAAUCACUGUUUAAGAAUUACUCCAAGACAUCAAAUUUUCAGGCUCAUCUUUCAUAUGUUCUGUUGGAAACGUCACAGGAAGCCUCACCCAUGGUGUCCCAGAAGGGUAAUUUUCAGGUUGUUCAGUGCAAUUGUAGUAGGUCCGAAGACUGUGAAUGCCAUGUACCCCUGCCCAUGGCCAAACUCAGCUUUACCUCCUUGAUAUUUUUGGAAAUCACAAAUGGCACCAUAUUUCUCCAGUCACCCACGAUGUCUAUGAAGCCUAUAAAUAUUGUGAAGCCAGACCCACCGUUACAUUUGCUAAUGGAAAUAACAGAUGAUGGAAAAUUAAAGAUCUCUUGGUCCACCCCACUAUUGGCACCAUAUCAACUUCAAUAUGAACUGAAAUACUCUGUAAAGUCAACUGAAACCAUGGGGCAGCAGAUUGCUGCUAUUGUAGUAGAUACCUCCCUACUUGUGGACAACGUGCUUCCUGGUUCUUCAUAUACAGUUCAGGUACGGGGUAAGAGGCUGGAUGGCCCAGGAGCCUGGAGUGAUUGGAGCACUCCUUCCAACUUCACUGCCCCAGAGGUCAUAUAUUUUCCACCGAAAAUUCUGACAAGUGUUGGGUCUAAUGUGUCCUUUUACUGCAUCUACAAGCAUCAAAACAAGAUCAUCCCUUCCAAGAAUGUCUUUUGGUGGUUGAAUUUAGCAGAGAAAAUCUCCCCAAGUCACUAUGAUGUUAUAAAUGCCCAUGUGAGCAGGGUCACCCUUCUCAAUAUGAAUGCAACUAAACCCAGAGGAAAAUAUACCUAUGAUGCUGUGUAUUGCUGUCAGGAGAAUGAGUGCCAUCACCGCUAUGCAGAAUUAUAUGUAAUAGAUGUCAAUAUCAAUAUCUCAUGUGAAACUGAUGGGUACUUAACUAAAAUGACUUGCAGAUGGCCAGCCAACACAGUUGCAUCACUCGUGGGAAGUAUGUUGCAGUUAAGAUAUUUCAGGAGCAGCCUAUAUUGUUCUGACUUUCCAACUACACAUCAUUCCUCGGACCCCAAAGACUGUCAUUUACAAAAGGAUGGCUUUUACGAAUGCACCUUUCAGCCCAUCUUUCUUCUAUCUGGGUACACCAUGUGGAUACAGAUCAUCCACUCUUUGGGGUCACUUCAGUCUCCCCCAACGUGCAUUGUUCCAGAUUCUGUAGUGAAACCACUGCCUCCUUCCAGAGUGAAUGCGGAAAUCAUGGACACAACCGGCUUGUUGAGUGUGAGCUGGAGAAAGCCUGUCUUACCGGAGAAUAAGCUUCAAUUUCAAGUUCGUUACGCUGUGAAUGGACGUGGAGAACGAUGGAAGGUACAUCAAGUUUAUGGUUCUGAAUCCAAAUCUGCCAGCUUCCAGGUGCUGGAUCUUUGCACAGUUUACAUCGUUCAGGUCCGCUGUAAGAGGCUUGAUGGCCUGGGAUACUGGAGUAAUUGGAGCAAUCCAGCCUACACGGUUGUCAUGGAUAUAAAAGCUCCCAUCAGAGGACCUGAAUUUUGGGGAGUCAUUAAUGAAGAUCCGAUGGAGAAAGAGAGAAAUAUUACUUUAUUUUGGAAGCCUUUGGAGAAAAACCACUCACUGUGCAGUGUGAGAAGAUACAUGGUGAACCAUUACACUGUUAACAACAGGAGUUGGUCAGAAGACAUAGAAAAUGAUACGAAAGUCACUUUUCCAUGGACUGAACCGGCACAUACAGUCACUGUUGUGGCUGUAAACUCGAUUGGCCCUUCUCUGAUGAAUUUUAAUUUAACUUUCUCAUGGCAGAUGAGCACAGUAAACAGUAUACAGUCCCUCAGUGCUCAUGUAGUAAAUAGCAGCUGUGUGGUUCUUUCCUGGAUGGUAAUACCUACAGAAUAUACUCUGACGUAUUUUGUUAUUGAAUGGAAAAACCUCGAUGAGGAGAAUGGAAUUAAGUGGAUUAGAGUAUCUUCGAAUGUUAAGAAAUAUUAUAUCCAUGACCAUUUCAUCCCAAUUGAGAAAUACCAGUUCAGCCUUUACCCAGUGUUUCUAGAAGGAGUGGGGAAGCCUAUGAUGACCAAUACAUUCACCAGAGAAGACACCAUGAAGCAGGAGAAUGAUCCAGGUCUCUACGUAAUCAUCCCCAUAAUUAUUUUCUCUUCAGUCUUAUUGCUUGGAACCUUGUUAAUAUCACAUCAAAGAAUGAAGAAGCUAUUUUGGGAAGAUGUUCCAAAUCCUAAGAAUUGUUCCUGGGCACAAGGAGUAAAUUUUCACAAGCCUGAAACUUUUGAACACCUUUUUAUCAAGUGCACACGAGCAGUCGCAUUUGGUCCUUUUCUUCUGGAGCCUGAGCCAGUUUCAGAAGAUCUCACUGUGGAACGAGCAAGGAAAAGUGGAGAAGAGAACAUGCUCCCAGCUCUUGAACUCUCUUUUUGUGACCCAGAGCCUGAGGAGGAUUCUGCUUGUCCUGGUGACCACAUCACCAGCACAGAUCUCUCCCAGAGUAGUGGCCAUGGGACAGUCUGUGAGCAGAGCAAACAAUCCGUGAAAUAUGCUAUACUUAUGAAUAACUCUAAGUUGAGCACACUAGAUAACCAGCAAAAGAGUCUAAACAGCUCCUUCAGCAGAUGUUUAUCGAUCAAAAAUUCCUUGUUAAAAGGGCCUUUCUCCAGUAGUUCGUGGGAGAUAGAGACCCAGGCCAUUUUGAUAUUAUCAGAUCAACAUCCAAGCACAAGACCUUCCCAUUUCCCAUUCUCACAUGGUUUUUCUGAACUCUCAAAUCAAGACAAAAACUUCCCUGAAGAGAACAGUGCCCAGAGGCCUGUUUAUUACUUAGGGAUCACUUCAACAACCAAGAAAGAAAAGGCCAUUUUUUUGACUGAAACCUCAGGAGUGAUGUGUCCUCUCCCUGCCCACAGCUUAUUCACAGAUGUAGGAGCGCUUCAGGACAGUUGUUCAGGCCUGAAUUCCUUUGUGGAAACAAACCUCAACUUGGGGACUUCUGUUAGUAAGACGUUUGUUUCUUACAUGCCACAAUUUCAGACUUGUUCGGCCAAAAUGCAGAAGAUAACAGAAAACAUGAUGUGUGACCUAACCGUGUAACAUCGUUAUCCUUGACCCUACACUGCUUGCUGCUAUAAUGGUUUAUCUGAGAAUAUUGGCUUCACAUGAUCAGUGACCUCAUCAUUGUGGAGAUAACAUUUACCUUUGUGGAGCCCAACCCAUGCCACUCUGUCAUCUCUGGGAUUGUUGCCAAUGUCCCUCUAUGCCUUCUCCCUAGAGGAUCUCCUCAACAUGCUAGAGGCAUCCUCUAGAUCUCUUUAUAUUCUGUGGCCACCAGUGCAGCCCUCUUCCCUUGCUCUCAGUACAUGAUUGCUUCCCCUCAUGUUCUAAAUAUGCAUUUCCUGCAUGAAUUCUUCUAUGUGCCUUCUGCAUGCAGAUGCAUUCUGCAGCGUACUCACCUCCGUACCCUUCAUUGCUUUUCGGGUCAUCUACAACUUUGACGCUUUGGAGAUUGUAGAAUUCCCAGAUUUGAAGACAAAAAUGCAGUCAGUCCCAAGUUCUUUUGAGAAGAAAAAGAAAGAAGAACUCAAAAUUUUCUUCACUUGAAAAUAUUUCCCCGCUAAAUGAAAUGUCUGAAAUUGAAGAUACUAAAUAAGAAGUACAGUAGAGUUGAAAGAGAACUUUGGAAUCAGAGGACCUGGGUUCAAAUUCUGCCUAUGAUCCUAACAAUCUGUGGGGUCUUGGGCAAGUCAUUUAACAUCCUUGGUCUUCAGUUUCCUCAUCCAUAAAUGGGGUUUGGCCAGAUUGGUUCUGAGUUCCCUUACAUCUCUAAAUCUGUAAUUUUAUACAUACUUCUUACAAUGACAAGAGAAAAGAGAAAGUGUACAAAGCUAUACUGUAUUACAAGUGUUGUCAUGAUGCAAUUCAAAUAUCUCGAUGCCAGCAACCCUGUAAGCUUUUCUCCUCUUGGAAAAAGAGUGUGUGUGUGUGUGUGUGUGUGUGUGUGUGUGUGUGUGUGUGAAGUGUUCACUACCAGCUCCAUUUCUAUUCACGCUUCUGAAAGAAGGCAUUGGCUGGGCAGAUACACUUGGGAUGAAACUACCUGCAUUAGUACUUAUCAAGUUCUGUACUUGCAAUUCUCUUUGUGAGUUUAUAAUAAUGUGUGACAUGCUUAUAUGCAGCAUUACCAAGGAGUGUGUGACAUUGGGAACCAAAUCGAGCCUAUAAUACAGUAGAUUGUUUUCACUUACUAGAAUGACAGUACCUGAAAAUGCUUUUUGAUAGUUCCACAUUUUUUUCCAUAUUUGAGACCUUCCUUUUCCUACCUAGGGAAGCAAACACUGGCUUUAGAGUGUGAGGAUGUAGAUUUUCCAAAUCUUGCUUCUAAUGCUUGUUACCUGUGCAACCACAGACAAGCCACUUAACCCCUUGGCCCUCAGUUUUGUUCUGAUGUAGAAUGAGAGAAUGAGAGACCUCUGGAGGCCCUUCUGGCUCUUGAUCUUAUGAUCUUUGCUCUUAUGCGCCCACCUACAGAAUGCAGGAGCACGGGAAUCAACGCAUCACUGUUUCUAGCUUGCUGCUUUGAAUUGUGUUCUGUUUCAUAGAGUUGCAGACAUUGCUUGAGUACUGAGCACAGCAGACUUAGGUUUGAGUUGCACCUGCAUCACUUAUUCAUUACGAAAACUUGAGCAAGUCACUUAAAUUUUUUCAUCUUCAGCAUGAAUGUUGUGUGAUGGAGAGAGCAUGGAUGGGAGUCAGGAGUCUGUGUACUGAACUUAGUUCAAUUGUUGACUCCCUAUAUAUCUCUAGACAAGUCUGCAGAAUGUGGUAAUUGAAGUGCAUGAUCUCCAAUGGCUUUUCCAUCUCCCAGGAGGAUCCCUUAUAUUCUAAUAAAAAUUAAUUAGGUCAGAGGAUUUCAAGCUGUGGGGUAUAGACACUUGAGAAAUCAUCCAUGGCUAGUUACCAUAUUUUAAAGAAGAGGAAGCUGAGGCCCAGAAAGUUGAAGUGAUCUGUCUAAGGCCACACAGCUCAUAAAUAGUCUAGCCUUACUUUCCACCAUCAGAAAAUGCUUCUUGAUUGUCCAUUUGAGUGUAGAACUGUACCAGAGCCCUCAUGAAAAAUCAUUUCAUGGGCAUGGUUCUAGGACUUGUAUUAAUUGAUGAUAUAAAGAAAAAUCUGAAGUCUGUGACAUGGCAUUUGAAGUUAAGAAACAAACCUACCCAUGGCUCGUCUGAAGAAAGCUGCUGAUUGAUUUCUAAGACCCUCCAAAUCAGAAGCCUUUAGGCUCCUCUGAAAUCUUUUCACCUGCAUCUAACCCCUACCACAAUUUCUUUCUUGUCUCUAAGAGGAAGAGAAUUCUGGAUUUGGAUGUGGUCUUGUACAAUAAGCAACCAAGCCAGGGCCUUGCACAAUUUUGCACCAUUUCCUAGGAAUGCUUAGGUAGAAAUAAUUGCACAGCGCCUGGAGCUCAGCGACUACCCUCACAGUCAUAAUAGUUAAUCCGUCAGUCAAAUAACAAACAUUUAUUGAGUGUGUACUACGUGCCAGGCAUUUGAUGCUCGGAUACAUGACAGGUGAAGGGGAAAGACUUCUGGAUCUGGAGUCAGUGGACCUUGGCUUGAAUCUCGGCUUUGCUAACAAUUGCCUUGUGGACUUGGGCAAGUUAUUUUCCCUCCGUGGUCCUUAGUUUACACAACUGUAAAAUUUGGGGGUUAGACAAGGUGAUGUCUUGAGCUCCUUUUUACCCUUAAAUCUCUGAUCUGCAGGAUUGUUUAUCAUUAUAGCAAUUGUUGGGAACAUGGAUGAGGAUUUCCCAGACUUGUUUGACUAUUAUCACUAUCUACAAGGAUUUCUUUCUAAACAUGGCCACAUUAAUCCACGGGCAACACAAAAUUCAUCUGUUGUUCAGGGUGUGGUGGUUUUAAAGCACUGAAUACAGGAAGAGACAUCAAAGAAGAUUUUGUGCUACCAUUUUUUUUCUUUCCUGUGACAAGCAAAAAGGCAUGUAUCCCUUGUAUGAGAGGUUCCAUUAAUUGAUGAUCAUUCUAUUCAAAGUACAUGUUCAGAAUAGAGGCAUAUAGUCAAGAAU
Molecule: messenger RNA, 7203 nt
Organism: Trichosurus vulpecula (common brushtail)
Lineage: Eukaryota; Metazoa; Chordata; Mammalia; Diprotodontia; Phalangeridae
Gene: LEPR
Product: leptin receptor
Exons: 19
Coding region: 711-4214 (1167 amino acids)
Biological process (GO): cytokine-mediated signaling pathway
Cellular component (GO): external side of plasma membrane; membrane
Molecular function (GO): cytokine receptor activity; protein binding
Source: RefSeq, a predicted model, not a curated record